AUGGACCACAAGCUCCUGCUGCAGGAGUGGCUGCCCACCUACAACCUAGGGGCCGGCCAGGGCGAUGGCGCGUGCAGCCCGCAUGGCUAUGGCGCCAUCCUGCUGCCCACCCCUUCCCGCUGCCUACCCUCCCCUUACCUCAUCACAGGGAUACCCACCCACCACCCCAGGGUCUACAACGGCCACAGCCGGACUAUUACUCAGUACCCUGCCAAUGCCAUCAUCAUCAUGAGAGGCUGUCCCGUCCGCAGGGUCCGGGUGCUGAAGGACUGCUUCGCUUUCCUAGGAAUCCUCCUGGCCAUCAUCCUGUUCCCCUUUGGAUUCAUCUGCUGAUUUGCCUUGAGGAAGCAAAGAUGCCCCAACUGCGGAGCAGACUUCGC
Molecule: messenger RNA, 380 nt
Organism: Cebus imitator (Panamanian white-faced capuchin)
Lineage: Eukaryota; Metazoa; Chordata; Mammalia; Primates; Cebidae
Product: brain protein I3-like
Exons: 1
Coding region: 1-333 (110 amino acids)
Source: RefSeq, a predicted model, not a curated record